Messenger RNA from Candoia aspera, 2295 nucleotides. It is a transcript of the gene SERINC3, whose product is annotated as serine incorporator 3. Gene Ontology annotation, cellular component: membrane. NCBI's taxonomy places the organism in Eukaryota, Metazoa, Chordata, Lepidosauria, Squamata, Candoiidae. The record is from RefSeq and is a predicted model, not a curated record. The transcript is spliced from 10 exons. Bases 206 to 1579 code for a protein of 457 amino acids.
UUCGCGGGACACCUCACCGAAUCUCUCCAUUGGUCUGUUCAUUAGACCCCACCCCUCUUCGAUGACAGGCUUGGGGAGCCGCCUACGCGCGGCCAAUCAGCGCGGACCUACAGGGUGGCGACGGCACUAGCAGUACCCGCGAUAGCGCUGGGCGCCAGAGGUGGGAGGAAGUCCGAAGUAUCUGCGUGGGGGCUUCGCUGUCACCAUGGGGGCAGUGCUCGGUGUCUGCUCUUUGGCCAGUUGGAUUCCAUGUCUUUGCAGUGGCGCAUCAUGUUUGUUAUGUCACUGUUGUCCCAACAGCAAGAAUUCUACAGUGACUCGGCUUAUUUAUGCUUUCCUGCUUCUUCUUAGUACUCUUGUUGCAUGUAUCAUGCUGGCACCAGGAAUGGAGAACCAUCUCAAAAAGGUGCCUGGUUUUUGUGAUGGCUUUGACUGCGAAGCUUUGGUUGGAUACCGAGCCGUCUAUCGGGUCAGUUUUGCUAUGGCUGUGUUUUUCUGCCUCUUUACACUACUUAUGGUACAAGUGAAAUCAAGUAAAGACCCACGGGCUGCCAUCCACAAUGGAUUUUGGUUCUUCAAAGUAGCUGCAAUUGUUGGAAUCAUGGUUGGGGCAUUUUAUAUUCCAGAAGGGUCUUUCACAAGAGUAUUAUUCUUCUUUGGAACUGGAGGUGCCUUCAUCUUCAUUCUUAUCCAGCUGGUGCUGCUUGUGGAUUUUGCUCAUUCCUGGAAUGAAUCCUGGGUCGAACGGAUGGAAGAGGGAAAUUCCAGGUGCUGGUAUGUUGCCCUGCUGUCAUGCACCUGCUUGAACUACGUUCUUUCGUUCAUUGCCGUUGUGCUUUUCUAUGUCUUCUACACAAAACCAGAUGGCUGUAUUGAGAACAAGUUCUUCAUCAGCUUUAAUAUGAUUGCGUGCAUUGCUGUGUCUAUCACAUCAAUCGUUCCCAAAGUCCAGGAACAUCAGCCUCAUUCUGGUCUUCUCCAGUCCUCUGUGAUUACUCUCUACACCAUGUACCUCACUUGGUCAGCCAUGUCUAACGAGCCUGACCGCCACUGUAACCCAAGCCUUCUGAACAUCAUCAGUCAAAUAUCUGCACCUACUUCCAUCCCAUUGAAUUCAACUGCUCCUCCUACCCCGACGCCAGAAAAAUCACCUCAGUGGUGGGAUGCCCAGAGCAUUGUUGGGCUUAUUAUCUUUGUACUUUGUCUCCUGUAUUCCAGCAUCCGAUCUUCUAACAAUAGCCAAGUGAACAAGUUGACCCUGUCAGUUAGUGACAGUGUCAUUCUGGAUGAUGCACCAAAUACAGCUGAUGGAGAAGAUGGAGAAAUCCGCAGGGUUUUGGACAAUGAAAAGGAUGGUGUUCAGUAUAACUAUAGCUUCUUCCACUUCAUGCUAACUCUUGCUUCCCUCUAUAUAAUGAUGACUCUUACUAAUUGGUACAGUCCUGAUGCUGAAACCAAAACACUGGAAAGCAAAUGGCCAGCUGUCUGGGUGAAGAUCUCUUCAAGCUGGGUUUGUCUUCUUCUUUACAUCUGGACUUUAGUGGCACCCCUGAUCCUUACCAAUCGAGACUUCAGUUAAAUGGUAACUUCUGUGAAAGCAUGGAGAUACGAUGUUCUACUCUGCUGCAAGCCGAAAGUUCUGUAUUGCUUCUUGGAGCUAAGGCUCCAGUCAUCUCUCCUACAACAUGCAGACAAAUAGAAGUCUAACUCAUAUAAUGCUUAAUGCAGAAUCUAAAUGCUGUACAUAUUGGUGUGUUAAAUUCAAAACUAGCAUUCCUAUAAUCUUCUACAGCUGUGCUGUUGAAGAAUUUUGUAAAAAGCUUGUGUUUUGUAAAACUACAAAAUUGUUGUAGUUUUACAAAAACAUUAUCUUUACUGGAAGAAAGCGUGAAUGGAAAGUAAUAUAUUCUAAAGUUGUUGAUAUUUCAUUGUAUGGAAAUGAAUGCCAUUGCUGCAAUGCUCUACAUUCCACUUCAGAAAAAUGUACCUGAUGGAGCUUUGAAUAAUGGAUAAAGCCUUUUUCUUAACAGAGAACAGCAUGCUAAUGUAAUAUAGCAUGCCUAUAACUGGCAACUUUUGGGAUCAUUGUAGAAAACAAAUUUUAUAGGGAUCUAGUAUACUGCUAAACUUUUAAUAUUUUACCAGUUAUCUGAUUUACUUUAAACAAGUUCAAGUCCUGCUUUCUGAACAAGCGAUUUAAUAAGCAAUGCUUGUUAAAGCUAGUACAUCAUUCUGCUCAGUUUGCAAUUAUUUGCACUAUAAACAUGUUUGAUUAAAACUAAAAUUUUAGUGUCA